Molecule: messenger RNA, 1437 nt
Organism: Aspergillus mulundensis
Lineage: Eukaryota; Fungi; Ascomycota; Eurotiomycetes; Eurotiales; Aspergillaceae
Product: acyltransferase family protein
Exons: 3
Coding region: 1-1437 (478 amino acids)
Biological process (GO): polysaccharide biosynthetic process
Cellular component (GO): membrane
Molecular function (GO): acyltransferase activity, transferring groups other than amino-acyl groups
Source: RefSeq, a predicted model, not a curated record
AUGUCCCAAGCUCAAGCUUCCUACUUGUACACUCGAAUUCGAGAAGCGCUGCCAUGGAAUGGUGGUGAUCCAAACGUCAAAGGUGAUCCCCGGAAAAGUGUCAAAUGGGUCGAUGGCCUUCGAGGUAUCGCAUCCUUCCUUGUCAUCCUCACCCACCUUGCCCGAGCCUGGGACUACGAUCUGUUUGCCCCUCGGGAUUCUGAAGAUGCGUCUCCCAGACUGCUGCAGUUGCCCGUGUUCCGCAUCCCGUGGCAGGGCCGUAUCGGUGUCACCAUCUUCGCCUUCUUGACUGGCUACGUCUGCGCUCUGAAACCGCUGAAGCUCUCACGAAAUGGAAACGUCCUCGGCGCCUUUACCGCUGUCGGCAAAAGUGCCUUCCGCCGCCCCCCACGUCUCAUCAUGCCCGCGACAAUCGCUAUGAUAAUAUCCUGGGCCAUGGCUCAGUGCGGUGCGUUCAUCGCUGCCAACCGGUCAGAUUGCUGGUGGUGCCGAUACGCUGCUCCGGAUCUCGAGGACUCUUUCUGGAAGGAGGUGAUUCGCUUGGGCAAGAACUUCCUUUCUACCUGGACGACGGGAUACAUGGCCUAUGAUGAUCAUCAGUGGGCGAUGCUGCCUCUGCUGAUGACUUCUAUGUUGGUGUAUCUCUUGACUUGUGCUACUAUGUUCAUGCGUUUCCGCUGGCGGCUUGUUGUCUAUCUCAUCAUGGCGCUUUACUUCCACCAGGACAACGCUAAGAACACAGAAACCUUCCAACUGCAAGGUGUUUACGGCAUGUUCCUCAGCGAUUUGUCCUAUGAAGUCUCGUUCCAAGAGUUCCUCGAGAAGUGGAAGUGGCCCCGACGGGUCGUGGCCGCUAUCCUCUGUGCCUCCGGUCUCUUCAUUGCCGGCUACCCCGGUGAACACCCUGAAUGGAGUACCUGGUCCGAAGUCAUGCACAAAGCUGCUCACUACAUUUUCCCUCCCGACGUCAACAUCGGUAAGCGCUACACCGCCGUCGGUAUCGACUUGAUCAUCUUUGCCAUCUACAUCUCCCCCAGCGUCAAAGAAUUCCUCUCGAACCGCCUCCUUCUUUGGCUUGGUGGUCGGUCUUUUGCCGUCUACCUCGUCCACGGAACCUUACUCCGUACCGUCCUCUGCUGGUGUCUCUACGGUAUCACCGGUCAGCCCUUCGACCCUAAUGUGAAGCAAGAGGGCAAGGAUGAGCCCGUGUGGAUCCCGAUCCGCCCACCAUGGGUUGUCGCCAUCAGUAUUCCUCUCUGGAUCUGCUUGGUAUACUUCUGUGCAACCUUAUGGACAAACUACGUUGACCCCUUCUGUGCUCGCCUGACCCAGAAGAUGGAGAACCGCAUGUUUAUCCAGGACGAAAAGCCCGCCCAAGCCGAGUCAUUACCCUUGACCUCGAUGCCCAUGCAGACGAUGCCCAUCCAGAGCGCUUAA